AUGGCGGAGGAGGAAGCCAAGAAAGUGGAGGCUGAUCCAUGUUCUGAGGCUCCACCACCUCCGAAGGAAACAGUUGAAGCUACUCCGAAAGAUGUCACGGAGGAGAAAUCUGUAAUCCCACCUCCUCCGGAAGAGAAACCGGCCGCUGAUGAGUGUAAAGCUCUCGCAGUUGUUGAAAAACCAGAACCUGUUGAGGAGAAAAAACUCGAGGGCUCUAUUAACAGAGAUGCUGUACUUGCUCGAGUUGCUACGGAGAAGAGAUUGUCUUUAAUUAAAGCAUGGGAAGAAAGUGAGAAAUCAAAAGCUGAUAACAAAUCUCAGAAAAAGAUAUCUGCCAUAGGAGCAUGGGAGAACAGCAAGAAAGCAAGUCUAGAGGCUGAGCUUAAGAAGAUUGAGGAGCAACUGGAGAACAAGAAAGCUGAAUAUGUCGAGAAAAUGAAGAACAAGGUUGCUCUUGUUCACAAGGCAGCAGAAGAGAAGAGGGCAAUGAUUGAAGCCAAACGAGGAGAAGAUCUUCUCAAGGCAGAGGAAAUGGCUGCAAAAUACCGCGCCACAGGAACUGGCCCAAAGAAACUGCUAGGAUGUUUUUGA
This is a messenger RNA of Fraxinus pennsylvanica, 591 nucleotides long. Lineage: Eukaryota; Viridiplantae; Streptophyta; Magnoliopsida; Lamiales; Oleaceae. The record is from the annotation of a GenBank genome assembly.